AAAAAAUUAACAAUUAAAAAAAAAAAAGGGAAUACCCUUCAAUUCAAUGCUACCCUUUCCAACUUUUCUGCUAUAAAAUAAUAUUUGCUAUUAUCUGUAUAUUUUCAUCAACUAGGUAUCAGGCAAAGCAUAGCAUGUUCAUAUAUAUAUGCUUUCUCUGAAGAGACCACAACAUCAUCUUUAUUAUUCUUCUGUCGUUAACUUCUCUCUUGCUUGUUGCUGGUGAUCAUCAAAAUGGCAGAAGCAGCAGCAAAUCAAAUUUUUUGGAUAUGACUCUGCAGAAGAUAAACCCUAAUAAAGAAGAGCAAGAUCCCUUCUGGGAAGCCAUGGAAGGUGGUGAUGGUGCUUCUCAGUAUGAAUCAACAUCAGCUGAAUCCUCCAUGGAAGAUUCAACAAACUCAGCUGAUUCUUCCUCUUCAAUAGAUUUAGUUGAAGAUGCAUCUUCUUCAACAUCAUCUUCAUCAUCAUCAUCAACAUUGAUAUCACAUACAAAUGGACCUCUAUAUGAAUUAUCAGAGCUCAUGGCCCAACUUCCCAUCAGUAGAGGUCUUUCAAAGUUUUAUCAAGGGAAGUCUCAGUCUUACACAUCUCUAGCAAGUGUGAAGAGCUUAGAAGAUCUUGCAAAGAAAGUGACUACUGUGACUCCAUACAGAUCUAAAAUAAAGUCAUGCAAGAGCUAUGCUGGGGCUUUAGAUGUUCAAAAGUGUUACAGUCCAAAGGCUACCAUAUCAAAAAGGGGUUCAAGUUCAAGAGGAUCUCUUUUAUCUUCUUUAGGUAAGAGAGGUUCUUUAGCGGGCGAUUGCUAGGGCCUUUCCUCCAUUGCAAUGCUACUGAUGACGAUGAACAAAAACCGUAAGUAUAUGACAACUUGCAGAAUUUAUAUUGCAAGAGCUAGUCUUUUUGAAUUGUACAUGUGAUCAAUGAAAUCAAGACUUUACUUAAUUACAAUACAGAAAUUAAGCAUAAUUAUUUUCAAGUA
Messenger RNA from Hevea brasiliensis (rubber tree), 979 nucleotides. Its product is annotated as protein OXIDATIVE STRESS 3. The coding region runs from base 270 to 806 and encodes 178 amino acids. The record is from RefSeq and is a predicted model, not a curated record. The transcript has 2 exons. NCBI's taxonomy places the organism in Eukaryota, Viridiplantae, Streptophyta, Magnoliopsida, Malpighiales, Euphorbiaceae.